Messenger RNA from Diversispora eburnea, 372 nucleotides. NCBI's taxonomy places the organism in Eukaryota, Fungi, Glomeromycota, Glomeromycetes, Diversisporales, Diversisporaceae. The record is from the annotation of a GenBank genome assembly.
AUGGAAGUUCUUGAAAAUGACUGGCUUGAAAAAGAAUUUAAACAUCAACAAAAAUCUCAUAAACAUAAAAAUGGAAUGCAAGGUAUUGUUGUCAAGGAACAAGCGACCAAAAGUCUGCAAAAGAGUUCAGAACAAGAUCGAGAAUUUGAAGAACCCAAACGAAAAAUUCCUCAACACCGUAUUCAAGAACAACAACGCGAAAUUCAAUAUCAGCGAAAACUAGAACAAUGUAAAUUUAAAAAAUAUCUUCGUCAUUUUCAAAAUCAAUUAAUAUUUCAAUAUAAAGAAGAAAAACCGAAUUCAAGCUCGAAAAGGAAUUCGGCGGGCGAAAUUUCUGUCAUCUCUCAAUUUACCAAUACCAUUGUCAAUUAA